AUGUUGGCGACAGGCUGGAAAAUAACUCCGCUGUUUGUCGGGUUUUGCGUGGUCAUAAUUUUCAAGGCCGGUGAUUCUUCUCCCAACGGGCCGUAUGAUUUAUCUAAGCUUCUACAACGAGCAACAAACUAUUUCAUCUACGAAGGCACAUUUAAGGAAGAUAAAAUCAUACCGGGAAACCCUCUACCUACAUGCGGAAGAUGGUUCAUAGUAACUGAUGCUCUGGACGCGAAGAGGCUGUAUGAACCCAGCCAACAGGAAUAUGCGGUCGAGAAAAAAGUUCAACUGGUACUUGAAGGAGAGCCAGGAUCUUCUGUGAAAAGCUCAAUGAAAGUUAAUAAUUACGAUGGAUCCCAAAGUAAGGCAUGGCAUUUACUACCAUAG
Molecule: messenger RNA, 384 nt
Organism: Ixodes scapularis (black-legged tick)
Lineage: Eukaryota; Metazoa; Arthropoda; Arachnida; Ixodida; Ixodidae
Exons: 3
Coding region: 1-384 (127 amino acids)
Source: RefSeq, a predicted model, not a curated record